This is a messenger RNA of Spodoptera frugiperda (fall armyworm), 855 nucleotides long. RefSeq lists its product as uncharacterized. The record is from RefSeq and is a predicted model, not a curated record. Gene Ontology annotation, cellular component: nucleus; transcription regulator complex. The annotation marks the transcript as partial. Gene Ontology annotation, biological process: regulation of transcription by RNA polymerase II. The transcript has a single exon. Gene Ontology annotation, molecular function: DNA binding. NCBI's taxonomy places the organism in Eukaryota, Metazoa, Arthropoda, Insecta, Lepidoptera, Noctuidae.
UGUACCAUUUCUAUUUCAGUUAUUGACCUCCAGAAAAAAUGGAAACAUCUCCGUGACUACUAUGUUAGAGAGAAAAAAAAAGAGAACAAUGUUCGCAGUGGAAGUUCUGCUGCUGCAAAGAAGAGGAAAACGCCAUACGUAGAAAUGCUUCGUUUCUUAGAUGUGUUAAGAGAAAUGCGCCCUACAACUAGUAAUAUAGAAGCUGAAUUUUAUGAAACAAGUGGUGAAGAGAACCAACUACAAGAGACUGGAAGCGAAUCGUCAAAUUUCAGUUCCAAGCGUGCCAGUCGCAAAGACCAGAGUAUGACAAUGUUUCAGAGGUCAUUAAUUAACAGUAUGGAGAAAUCUUCACAAGAUGAUAGUGAUUCAGAUAAACAGUUUUUGCUGUCGUUACUUUCACAGAUGAAAAAAAUGUCUGAAGCACAAAAUUUUGACUUCCGUUUAGAUAUUAUGAAUUUGGUAAAAAAAUAUAGAUUUGCUACAACAAGUACAGUGCAACAAUGUAACAUCCAGUCCGAUCAAGGUAAUUACGAACAAGGUCGUCUGUCAUUGCCGCAGUCUUCUCAGUUUGAACACACCGGUUACUAUACAACUGACUACUAUACGGACUCACCACAAUCAGCGACCUCGCAGGUUUCAAUUGAAGAAGAUAUUGAAGCAUUAAUGCAGAGUUAAUCCGUUACGUUUAUUUAAAAAUUGGUUGAUUUUGGAUUUUUGUAUCAUUUUAAUAUACAUGUCAAUAAUAUUAAAAUACUAAUGUCAAGAACAAAAGCAGUUAUUAUUAUACAACUUACCUGUAUCUACCUAUAAUAUCUUACAUCAAUGUAAUAGUCAGUCUUUCUUCAGGAGUAAUGG